GUGGGUUCAAGUAAAAACUUCAAAGUAGCUUCCCUUUUUAAACGUCAACAUGGCGGGUGUUUCGAGUGAUAAAAGAAAAUGCACUUCUCAUGAUAUUGAUUUUGAUGGAGCAUUACUAUCUAGUACUAGAGCAAGUCUUGUGAUUGAAUUAAUUAAAUAUCUUUUAUAUGAACGCCAACAAAUCCCUCUUCCUUUAGAUCAAUUAUCAUUUUUUCUGAAUAAUAAUGUAAAGACUGGAGAAUCGUCAGAAAAUCAAAAAGCACUGGCAGAAGUUCAAACAGACUUGAGUAAGUUGAGUGUCUUGACAGAGUCAUCAUCAGAGAAUAUGUCGUCAAAUAUGAAAGCAGAUUUAUUAUUAGACCUAGAUCUAGAACAAAAUUUAGGUCUAGAUUUGAUGGAAUUUAAAAGGAAUGGUCUGAAUAGAUCUAGCAGUGAUUACCAACAACUUGAACAAGCUCGACUAAAUCAUCAUGAUCAUGUUUUUCCUAAAUUAAUAAAAGAGACCAGAAUCAAACAUGGUUAUCAUCAAAAUCAAGCACAUAAAAAUAUAAAUUUCUUCAAAGGCAACGAGCAGAAUGAGUAUGCCAAAGAAGCCACAAAUGGAACGGAUUCUGAGUACAUCAGCAAAGAUUUUGAAAGACGAAUGCAAGAGGUAUCAACUGAAAAGUUAGCAAAAUAUGAAAUAAAAGAUGGCUGUCAGCAAGUUCAUACUAAGUCACAGAUUUGGACAGCUGAAACAAAUUGUAAUUUGAAAAUGCUUUCAAAAUUGGACAUUACUAAAGCUCCACUCACUAAGAACUCAACAAUCAAGAAAACUAAAAGUCUUAUUCAAGAUCUAACUCAAACAUUUGAUAACUUGAAGAAAGCUUUUGAAGUGUGUCCUGAAAUAGAACAGGUCGCAGUUCUGCUGGGUGGCACAGUUGUUAGUCCAAAGGAAUCAUAUUUUAUCAACUUUCCUCCCCCCUGCCCAGAUGCAGAUUGUUUACCAUUAGUAGUUUGUAAAACUACACUUUUUAAACAGAUAAUCAGUGAAGAUAUCUUUGGCGUUCUCACAAAUACAAUUUCACCUACAAAUAUAAUGCUGUUAUUUUCUGCGCCAAGGACUUGCCCUCUUCAAUGGUUUCUACCUAAAAUGUCUUUUGCUGCACCCCGCAUUGGAACAGUAAUUACAUUGAAUUUUCAUUGUACUUAUUUGGUACCAACCUGUCAUGAUUUAACACUAAUGGAUGCAGAAAUGGAGCUGUCUGGGAUAGAACUCCUUGACUGCUCUCUAUGUGAAAAAGAUGCCAGUGGUGCAGAGAAAGAGCCCACUUCACACAAGAAUGGUGAUGAUGCUGAAAAAGAUGACACAAAGAAGAACAAUUGUGAAUUUGUAAUCCAUUCCAAACACAAAGAUUUUUCUAGAAAUGUAGUGAAUGGAGACACUACAUCCCAUCCGCAGUCUGUGGACACAACACCCUGCAUCUCCAGGUUCUGUGUCCACCAAAAACUAAACUAUAUUUAUAGCCAUCACAAAAGGAGAGAAAGGGCCAAUCAAAAAUAUUCCCAUGAUGCAAUUGGCUGCAUUCUAAAUGACUCCCCUACACAAUGUCAGUCUAUAAAUAUCCCUGCAGAGAAGGAUCUCCUCUGGUACCAAAGCCCCCUUAUUAUAAAAGGUUUUAACUUGCACUAAUGUUCAGUGACUUCUAUAUUGAUAAUUAGACCUUGAUUACUGUACUUCACAAGUUUAAUUUUGUGAGAUAUUUUUAUGAUAUAUUUUAUCACACUGUAAAGCUUAUAGUUUCCACUAUGUGACUAGUAGUGACUUUACAAUAUAUUUAUUUUAUUAUCAAAAAAUAUGUUGUUGUUUUUUCUUCAGACUGAUUUUAUAAUAUCAUUUAGUAUUAUGUUCAAGGUUUAGAUUCAUAAAAUACAAGACUAAAAGAUGCCUACAAAAAUAACAGGAAGCUACAAUCAUUUAUGCAGUUCAUUGAAAGCAUAAUUAAGCACAAAGGUGUGUCACACCUACCUUGUAACACAGAACAUUUGUUAAAGUCAUUAAUAUGUAAACUGUUAUUUUUAUUUUAUCUUACGUAUUACCCCAGCAUAUUAUUGACUGACUUUUCAGGUUAGAGGUUUUAUCCCAAGAACCAUAUGCUAAACAAAAUUGUUAAAUCCUACAAUGUGGGGAUAAUUUAUGUGUGUUAAUAAUGUUUAUGCUUUAGAGGAUGCACACUAAGUGGCAUUCGAAGCAAAGGUUUAUUUAUUCUUUGUUAAUUGUACAAUAAUUGAAGAUGAAAAGUAAAAUUAGAUAGGUUUGGUUAUUAUUUAGCUGUUUAUUAUAUUUUCAAACUCAUUUUUCAAAAAGACUUGCUCAUAUUUAUUACAUAAAUGUAUUGCUUUAUUUUUUUAAUCUCAUUUAUUUUAUAUAUUUUUUAUUCAUAUUCUCUGAUUUAGUUUGAUCUGUUAACGCCAUAUAUUUAUUUGGAGUAUACAUUGUAUUGGAAUUAAUUUUUUCAAUGUUACUAUAAAUUUAAAUCCUGAAUUAGUAUAGUAGAACUGA
Molecule: messenger RNA, 2542 nt
Organism: Biomphalaria glabrata
Lineage: Eukaryota; Metazoa; Mollusca; Gastropoda; Planorbidae
Exons: 5
Coding region: 50-1672 (540 amino acids)
Biological process (GO): regulation of exit from mitosis
Cellular component (GO): nucleus
Source: RefSeq, a predicted model, not a curated record